AUGGUCCGUAUCACACUCAGCACUGCGCAAAACACGGACAUUGCAGACAUCUUUCAGAUCACAGCUUCUGCAGCUGUUGUUGACAUAGCAGCUGUUCCUUCUCCUCCAACCCAAACAGCAGCAGCAGCUGCUGCUGCUGUUUGGGUUGUUCCGGCUUAUGCUGUUGCUGUUUCUUCAAUUGUUGCUACUUCAGCUUCUCCGCAGCGCCUUUGUCUGGAACAUCCUGCUGGGGAGGCGAAGUUGCCGCCUUGGCUCACUCACCGUCACUACAUCCUUAGGUUGCUCCCUCUCCGAUGGUGCAGGUUGAGGUUGCGGUGCCGGAUUCUUGCCAGGACACAAUUUCGCCAGUUGACCGUCAGCACCACAAGUUCAACAGUGAGUUCGGCGGUUCUCCAUGACUAUGAGCAUAUUCCGUCCGCCGCAGAGACGCAUGUGUGUACACAUACAUCAACUCACUGUAAAUAUCUACGCACGCAAGCAAACAGAGUUUUAUCUAUCUAUCUAUCUAUCUAUCUAUCUAUCUAUUAG
Molecule: messenger RNA, 528 nt
Organism: Acanthosepion pharaonis
Lineage: Eukaryota; Metazoa; Mollusca; Cephalopoda; Sepiida; Sepiidae
Source: the annotation of a GenBank genome assembly